This is a messenger RNA of Dermacentor andersoni, 378 nucleotides long. Its product is annotated as NADH-cytochrome b5 reductase 1-like. Lineage: Eukaryota; Metazoa; Arthropoda; Arachnida; Ixodida; Ixodidae. The record is from RefSeq and is a predicted model, not a curated record. Gene Ontology annotation, biological process: nitric oxide biosynthetic process; nitrate assimilation. Gene Ontology annotation, molecular function: nitrate reductase (NADH) activity; FAD binding.
AUGUUGCUCAUACGCAAGAUAGGCAUCUCCUUCACAAAUGACGUGCUGCUCGUCGACCCCAAUGCCUGGUACACAGUGCGGCUGGAGCGCCGAAUCCCCAUCACCCCCGACGUUCGCCUCCUGCGCUUCUCUUUUCGAAGCCGCUACCAGACGCUGGGCAUCAGCGUCGGCCAGCACCUCCUUCUCUGUGCGCGUAUCGAUGGCUGCUCCGUGACGAGACCGUACACUCCCGUGAGCCAUUGCGACCACGCAGGCGGCUUCGACAUUAUGGUCAAGGUGUACCGCACGGGCAUCUCCGGGCAAUUUCCUGAAGGGGGGCAGAUGUCCCAGUUCCUCGACACGGUGCGCCUAGGAACGAAAUUAAAGGUAAGACUGUAA